UGCGGUUCAAUUCUAAUAUUGUAGGUUUCGACGACUACUAUUUAAGCUUGCGGCCAAGAAUUGGCGACGAGUGCGGCGGGCAGGCAGAGAACAAUAUUCCCCAUGAGUCCUCGAAAGGGAGGAUGGUAAACUGCCGGAAUAUCUGGUUCCGAGAGUUCUGGUCGCAGCAUCACAAGUGCACUUUCAGCGUGAACGCGUCGAACGGCGUGACACAUUGCACCGGCGAAGAAAAUCUCGUCGAUUACGAACAGGAGGGCCUGGUGCCUUUUGUCGUGGAUGCAGUUUACGCCAUGGCACACGGUGUUCAUAACGUUAUCGAGGAAGAAUGCGUAAAUAAUUUGGGUACCUCGCAUUAUCUUUGCGAAACGCUUAUACCAGCACCGGACGGUCCACGUCUCCUCCAACACAUUCGCAAUGUCACUUUCAUCGGUCGCCAAAACACGGAGAUUAAAUUUAACUCUGACGGGGACGCCUACGGAUUUUACAACAUCUAUCAAUAUCAAAGGAACAUCGAGGGUCGUUUCGAUUACACUCUCAUCGGCACGUGGAGAGAAGAGCUCUCUCUGGACAUCAAUAUGACACGAUGGGCGACCGGAGUCGGCGAGUUUCACAUUCCACGUAGUAUGUGCAGCGAUAACUGCCCGAUGGGACACAUCCGCAAUUUUGUAGAACCCUGCUGUUGGAGUUGCGUCGCCUGCCGGGAGGACUCCUACGUGUACAACGACACGUGCAAAAACUGUAAUCCCGGGUAUGCGCCGAAUUCCACGAUGACGGGCUGCGUCAAGCUCACCGCCGAGGUCAUACCCUGGACGAGUCCUUGGGCGCUGGUACCGCUGAUAUUCGCGUCCAUCGGUAUCCUCAGCACUCUCUUCACUACCGUCGUCUUCAUACGAUUCAAUCGUACUCCGGUGAUUAUGGCAUCGGGACGUGAGCUAUGUUACGUUCUGUUGGUGGGAAUUCUCUCCUGCUACGGCAUGAGCUUCGUCAUACUGAGCAAGCCGACGAUAUGGAAUUGCACAUACCUCAGGAUCGGUCUCGGUCUCUGUCUCAGUAUAUGCUACAGCGCAAUCCUCACGAAAACCAAUCGAAUAUCGCGGAUAUUCAACCAGGGCACGAAGAAGAUCAAGAGGCUCUCCUACACAUCGCCCAAGAGCCAAGUGGUAAUCGCUAUCGGGAUCACCGCAGUACAACUAAUCGGCGCGAUCGUAUGGCUGAUGAUCGAGCCGCCGGACACCACGGAGAUCCAUCCGUAUCCGCUGUCCGCGGUGCUCACGUGCCGCGUGUCCACGUUCUCCCUGAUGAUGUCCCUCGUCUACAACAUGUUCCUGAUCCUGAUGUGCACCCUGUACGCGUUCAAGACCCGCAAGAUACCGGAGGACUUCAAUGAGGCCAAGUACAUCGGCUUCACCAUGUACUCCACGUGCAUCGUCUGGCUGGCCUUCGUGCCGAUCUACUUCGGCACUAACAACGACUACAAGGUUUGUGCCACAGAUCGCGAGUCUACAG
Messenger RNA from Temnothorax curvispinosus, 1506 nucleotides. RefSeq names its product metabotropic glutamate receptor 7-like. Gene Ontology annotation, biological process: G protein-coupled glutamate receptor signaling pathway; regulation of synaptic transmission, glutamatergic. The annotation marks the transcript as partial. The transcript has 7 exons. Gene Ontology annotation, cellular component: membrane. NCBI's taxonomy places the organism in Eukaryota, Metazoa, Arthropoda, Insecta, Hymenoptera, Formicidae. Gene Ontology annotation, molecular function: adenylate cyclase inhibiting G protein-coupled glutamate receptor activity. The record is from RefSeq and is a predicted model, not a curated record.